Molecule: messenger RNA, 2049 nt
Organism: Yamadazyma jaroonii
Lineage: Eukaryota; Fungi; Ascomycota; Pichiomycetes; Serinales; Debaryomycetaceae
Source: the annotation of a GenBank genome assembly
AUGGAUAAACCUUCAAAGAAAUUAUCGUGCCAAAGGUGUCGAUUGAAGAAGAUAAAAUGUAAUUAUGAAUAUCCUUGUAACAACUGUGAAAAGGGGAAAUAUGAAUGUAUCCAAGUAACUCAUGAUAUGAGAAAGAAAAGACCUACAGUCAAUUAUGUUGAAAGUUUAGAGAAGAAAUACUCAUCGAUAAUAAACGUAUUGAGGACAGCAAAUAAUAUGACUUCUGUUGACGAAAGGUCAAAUUACUUAGCUUCAGUGAAUUUAGGUAACUUGAUCGAAGGUUUGGAUACAAACUAUAAUGAUAAUAAUGAUGGGAAUGAUGAUAAUGAUGUAUCAGUUUAUGGCCCCAUAUCUAUAUAUGAUAAUAAUGAUAUGGUAAGAAAGAAGAAUCAAGUCCAAACUGACGAGUUUAAAUAUAUCAAACAAUUAAAUGCUGAUAACGAUGUACUUCAUUGUAUUAAAUUAUUCUUCGUAUGGCAAUAUCCUGAUAUGAACAUGUUUAUCUUUAGAGAAGCUUUCUUACAAGAGUUUUUCAAACCAAAAUACUAUAAUUUGUAUUGUUCUAGAAUCUUGAUUUUGAGUAUAUGUGCAUUAGGAUCGAGAAUGUCUGAUGAUGAAAAUAUUUAUAAUAAGAGUAUCAAAUUUUAUAAUGAAGCCAAAAGUUUAUUACUUUCAAAAUUCAAUAAUCCUUCCAUUACAUCAUUGCAAAGUUUCCUUUUAUUGAGUUUCUAUGAUAUUUUCAACGGGUCCAACUCUAGUGGUUGGAUGUUGUCAGGAAAUGCCAUUAGAAUGGGAUUUGAUUUGGGUUUCCAAUUACACCCCAAUUCAUGGUUUUUAAAACUGAAAGUAUCUAAUUAUUCCAAGGAAAUAGAUAAUGAAAUCAAAUCUCGUAUUUAUUGGGGGACUUAUUUGGCUGACCAUUUUAUCAGUCUUUUAUUAGGAAGACCAUCAUUGUUGAAGCUAAACGACGCAACUAUUCCUGAAACCGAUGAUUUACCUGAAUUACAUUGGAUCGAUGAAUAUCGAUAUCUCGAUGAAAAAGACCAAGCUAAUCCUAAGAAGAUUUCUAACAUUUCGUCACCUUUGAAAUCUGUUAUAAAUUUAAUCAAUAUUAGUGAUAAUAUGUUAAACGAUAUUUUCAACAAGAACUUUAAUCAGGAUUUCAUGAACGAUAACAAUCAUUUGAUCCUUACUGUGACCAAAUUGAAUGAAUACAAUGAAAAGAUUAUGAAUUGGAAGAGGAAUUUACCAACAGAUCUACAAUUUAAUAAAGAACUCUUGAGACAUAAUGCUGAUAACCCAACUUUGAGUUGUAUACGAUACUAUUACUACAUCUUAGUAUUAUGUUUGAAUAGACCAUUUAUUGGUUUGGAUGAUGAUAUCUUCAAGAAUUUGAACUUACCUCCUGAAUUAGUUCCCAGAGCUAUUUGUCUUGAAUGUAUUGAAGAAUUGUUUGUAGCCAUCAACAGAUUUAAAACAGUUCAUGGCUUAAGAAAAGCUUCAAUCUUCAUUGUUUAUUGUUCAAUUUUAUCAAUCUCCAUUAUUCUAUUAUUAAAGAAUUCUAACUUAAUCAAGAAUGAAUCACAGAAAUUGAUCUUUUUCUUAAAAGUAUUGAAACAAUCUUCCAAAACUUGGAAAUUAGCAGAGAAGUCUUUGAAUUCUAUUACUUCAAGGUUAACCGAAUUCAAUAUCGAUAUCAAUUCAUUAGAUGAUAUUGAAGUCGAUUUCAGAAGAGAUGCAUCAGAAACUCCAGAAGUUGAUUUAGAUAAUUCAAAUUCCAUUAUAAGUAAUAAUAAUGUCAAUAUGAAUCAAGCCAAUUCAUUAUCAACAUUGAUGAAUCCUUCACAUUCAGGUAGUCAACUUAAUGAACCUAUACAUGAACCUGGUCUUGGAAUGGGUGAUGUAGGAUCAAAUGGGGUGGUUGUAGGAGAGAAUACGUUAGAAUUCUUUGGAGGACCUCCAGUUUUAAUGACUUCGGAUUUAUUUAAUCAAGAUUGGGAAAGUUUAUUCCCUGAUUAUAUAUUUAACGAGAAAAAUAACGAAAAUUAG